This is a messenger RNA of Cucumis sativus (cucumber), 931 nucleotides long. It is a transcript of the gene CS-EXPA1, whose product is annotated as expansin-A8-like. The record is from RefSeq and is marked provisional. Gene Ontology annotation, cellular component: extracellular region. Gene Ontology annotation, biological process: plant-type cell wall organization. Lineage: Eukaryota; Viridiplantae; Streptophyta; Magnoliopsida; Cucurbitales; Cucurbitaceae.
AAUCUCCCCUUUCUUCCCCCUCUUCUCUUCUAAACCCACAAAACAAACCCCACUUUUCUUCACAAACUAUUUUCAAAUAUAAACCCAUUCUUAUGGCUUUUUCUUACUCACCCUUCUCCUCUCUCUUUCUUCUUCCUUUCUUCUUUGUCUUCACCUUCGCUGACUACGGUGGCUGGCAGAGCGGCCACGCCACCUUUUAUGGUGGUGGUGACGCAUCUGGCACCAUGGGUGGAGCUUGUGGGUAUGGGAAUUUAUACAGCCAAGGGUAUGGCACGAACACGGUGGCGCUGAGCACUGCGCUAUUUAACAAUGGAUUAAGUUGUGGUGCUUGCUUCGAAAUGACUUGUACAAACGAUCCUAAAUGGUGCCUUCCGGGAACUAUUAGGGUCACUGCCACCAACUUUUGCCCUCCUAACUUUGCUCUCCCUAACAACAAUGGUGGAUGGUGCAACCCUCCUCUCCAACAUUUCGACAUGGCUGAGCCUGCCUUCCUUCAAAUCGCUCAAUACCGAGCCGGUAUCGUCCCCGUCUCCUUUCGUAGGGUACCAUGUAUGAAGAAAGGUGGAGUGAGGUUUACAAUCAAUGGCCACUCAUACUUCAACCUCGUUUUGAUCACAAACGUCGGUGGCGCAGGCGACGUCCACUCUGUGUCGAUAAAGGGGUCUCGAACUGGAUGGCAAUCCAUGUCUAGAAAUUGGGGCCAAAACUGGCAAAGCAACAACUAUCUCAAUGGCCAAGGCCUUUCCUUUCAAGUCACUCUUAGUGAUGGUCGCACUCUCACUGCCUAUAAUCUCGUUCCUUCCAAUUGGCAAUUUGGCCAAACCUAUGAAGGCCCUCAAUUCUAAACCAUAUCAGCCACACUGCUAUGACUACUACUACUUCACAAAACAAAACACACAAAACAAACAAACAACAACAAAACGAGAACGAC